AGCACUUCGCAAAAAAUCUGUCAUCUAUCAUGACUUUAUCCCCCGGCUUACACAUACCAUUACCUGUUUUGUCGACCUCCAAAAAAACGCAAAGGAAAAAGCGGCAAAAGCAGUGUACCGUUAUCUCGUUGCGCUACCCAACACACUUGGUUUCCAAGCUCUGUUCAAAAAUGUCCGUUAUAUAUCCUUCCAGCUCGCUUGGAUGAGUAUUGACGAGGGUGUAAAUUGCUUUUUACCGUCGCUCCCUGGUCUCACCAUCAGCGCGCGUUACGACCGGUUCCUGUCUAAUGUCCCCCCGCUUCACACCAGACCCUGCGCUAGGAAGUCAAGAAUGCAUAUAUACUUCUCAUGAUACACCUGAGCCCCUGGUGGCAACUCCCGACAACAUCCUGGGCUCAUGUGUUUGCCGGCUUGCGUACAAUCGGGUUCCCUGUUGAAUUAUUCGACACUAAAAUAUGGCCGGAGCCGCACGAGGUGUUCGUAGUCGGUGGGAUCCGACACUUCCGUCAAUUCACGUACAUAUAUGAGAGGCGGCUCGGAUCGUGGGAUCCAAGGAAUAUCAAUCAGCGCUUGUGGAUGGCUUCUAAGGGACAGCACAGUUCGUGAUUAAAGACACUUCCAUCUACUUCCAUCUGAUUUGUCUGACGCCUUCACCUCUAGGGUUCAGGCCCAGGUGUCUUGCCAGUCUGUUCUACCAUUGGCAAUUUAACCGCGUGCAGUCAUCUUUAUCCACCUCGUGCUAUUUUUAUAGGAAUGACGUUAAGAGACUGAUGUGAAGAAAGCUAUACUUCCAUCCAACGGCACCCGCUAUGGUUUUCGGCGGCCACACUCACAUACGGGACUGCCAUCAGUGCUUAUUUUCAUCGACCGUUGAUCGCAACAAUAGACAAGUAUGCCUUAUUAUCAGUAGAUAAUUAAGUACAUCUUUGUUAUGCUAGCAUGUUAGUGUAUCACCGAUGUAUUAUCUACGCCCGGCGUCCCCCAGUGGACCGUGCCGUGUAAUACUACCUACCUACCUACCU
Molecule: messenger RNA, 1022 nt
Organism: Desarmillaria tabescens
Lineage: Eukaryota; Fungi; Basidiomycota; Agaricomycetes; Agaricales; Physalacriaceae
Exons: 2
Coding region: 349-606 (85 amino acids)
Source: RefSeq, a predicted model, not a curated record